AUGCGCACCCCGCCCAACUCGACGGAUAGCAGGGAGAGGCUGGAGUGGCGGAGCAUGUUGUCGUCCGUUCUCAGCGGGGAUAUAUUGCGCGGGGAGAGCUCAAGGAUCGGGUUGGACAAGCCGGGCGAUGUCGUUUUUCGGAAGCGGAUCGGGCAGAGUUUGUGGUGGCAGAUCCGGGCCAAGAUGAGGGGGCGGUCUGAGAUUGAAGAGAAGCGGAGAGUAGAGGAAAGGCGGGGACGCGUGGUGGAUGCGGUACUGGAGGAGGUGGAGGGGUUUACGGUCAAAAAGACCCCUCCGCCCCCGCCGACAGAGGAUGGGGAACCGGUCUCGGCGGAAGACAGCACACUCCAGCAGGUGGCAUACAUGCUGCAGAAGCUGGCGCUCGUCGAGGCGCUGUACCCCACACAAGCAGCCUUCCGGGCUGCCAAGCCGCUUUACGACUCGCCGGCAAUGCAGACCCGCAUCCAAGCGCUGUCCGCUUGGUACAGCAUCGUCACGUCCCUACAGGCGCAGCUCGCCGUCCUUCAGCGUUGGACCGGUACCGACGACCUCGACAUCCUGCGUCCAAACACCACCAAAGAAAAGGCGCUGGUCGGUAAGAAUCGGUACCAUCCACUUGACGGAAAGGCCAAGAACGCGGCGGAGGGAGCGGCCGAUCAAGCGGCGGAUGACUCGACCUUUCUCGAACGUAUCUCCAAAGAGGAGAAUAUCAAAAAGACGUUUGAAAAGCGCGUCUUUCGCGACCUCAUCAGCAUCAUCCUCGCGGCCAAAGAGACCGUCAUUGCCUUUCAGUCCGUCUUUGACGAGAUGCAACUCCCGGACUUUCGGUUUGCCACCCUACGCCUCAUCACCUUCCCCGGUCGGCUCGUCAUGGAGUCGCUGAAAUCCCGGCUGGAAAAGAGCGUCAACCUCAAUGACGGGACAACGCUCACGGCCAUCAUCGAAUCGCUGGAUGGGUUCCGGCUCACCCUCAGCUUGGCGGUCCUCAUCAAGCGGCAGUAUGAGAGCAUCAUCUCGCCUGACAAGGACGGUCGGUGGAACGUCCCUCCGUGCCUACCGGCAGAGUACGAUCAGACUCUGCUGAACGGUAUCCGGAAGUUCUUCCAUGUCCUCCAUCUGAGGUUGAAGGAUGGGGAUCGGACAAUCUACUUCCGGGAGACAGAGAUCUUGGAAGAUGAGUGGGAGUUCUUGGGCGAGGUAGCGGAGGCGGUACAUGGGGGUGAUCUUGUUGUCGCAGAACAGUUCUGUUCCCUCACCAACAAGCUGCUCGUCCGGGUUGGCAAGAGCUUCCAAAUGCAGAUGCAGGCAACACCUGCCGAGAUCCUCAGUCAGCACGAGCACCACACCGAGGCGACCGUCCAGGAGGACCAAAUCGCGCACUUUGUCAAGAUGCUGGACAUUGCGAGAAUGAGAUAUCGGAAAUUGCAGCGGUUUGCAAGGUACGUCGAGCCAGAGUGCAGAGCUAAAUGCAGGCGUCUCGCAUCCCGAUUCGACAACUCGGCCGAGUAUCUCUUUGAUGAUGAAGAUCUCGACCUCCUCAUCGAGCGUCUUCUCGCCACUGGGCACUUCCUCGUCUACACUACCGUUUUCGAGGAAUCGGGUACCUACAUCAUUGCGUCCGAAGAGCUUUGGAACGAGCCAGCUGCGGUCCGCCGUCUACUCCAUCGGGCGUUCUCCACCGGCGUGAUGAGUCUAGGCUACACCGGCCGGUCGCCCGUCUACCACCCGGAUACCUACGUCGAUGGUCAGCCCGAUCCGGGUGUGGACGAGGAUGAAGCACCGCCGGAGUUUGUGCCAUACCUCGUCCUCCUCUCCCCUCGGCAGAGCUUUGCCUGGACGGGCGGGGUCAUGACCCUCGACCUGGACUUUAUCGACUUUGCGGUCCCGGACAACCGAGCGCGGCUCAUCGCGGACGGACCGGCCGCUCGGCUCGCGCUGUGCAAGCGGAUCUUUCAAGAUUCCUGGCUUGGCGCAGAGGACGACGAUCGGGUGCUGGACCUGCACUGCGUGGCGGAGCAGCAAGCGCACCUGCCUCGUGUGCAGCGGGAGCUCCUCCGGAUCGGGCGGUCCACUUAUCGGUUGUCCGAAUCCUUCAUCCAGUCGGCAUCACACGUCUGCUCCUCGGUUGCGGGUGCACCGGGCAGCCAGGACCUCGUCGAGAACUGGUACCUCUUUGCGUCGGACCACGGACGGCGCGUGACCCCGCUCAUCGAGGCGUCCAUGCUGGAGCGCUUCUCCCGCCUCCUCAUGCGCCUCGCCAUUAGCUGGGUCAAAUUCAUCUCGGACACCUGCGAUCCUACCGACCGUAAAACCUUCCGGUGGACUGUCCAGGCGCUCGACUAUGCUCUUAACGUCACGAGCGACGGCAACAUCCUCUUUCUCGAUACGGCCGAAUUCGACCACCUACGGAAAAGCGUCGCCGCGCUCGUCUCGCUCCUCAUCUCACACUUUGAUAUCCUCGGCGCGCGGUCCAGCAUCGAGGCCAAGAAGGAGGCUGAGCGCUUAGCGGCCAUGCGGCGUCUGCAGCGGCUCCAGGAGAACUUUGACGACGACUUUAUUCCCCGCACACCGUCCCCUGGCGGACAGACCCAGCAGAACUUUGAUCGGAGUAUCCGCUUGGUCAGGGAGGAGCGACUCCGGAUGAUUGCUGAAUUGGAGCAAAGGCGGCUGGGACUGAGCAAUGACCAGCACCUCGUCGGACAAGUGCUGGAUGAGCAGGUAUCGGAGGAUCGGGCGCUGGUAUUCCUCGCUGCGUCGGCGUCGAAUAUUGCGCUUCGCUGGACCCAGGGUGGAUUCAUCGGUGGCGGUGCGAAUGGGAAUGUCUACAUCGGGGUCAAUACCGAUAGUCAGAGUGUCAUGGCGGUCAAGGAGAUUCGGGUGCAGGAUCUCAACAACUCGCCGGCGCUGUACAAGCAGAUCAAGGACGAGUCGGACGUCAUGAGUAUGCUGUCGCACGAGAACAUCGUUGAGUACUAUGGUAUCGAGGUACAUCGAGACCGAGUGUAUAUCUUCGAAGAGUACUGUUCGGGUGGUAGCUUGGGCAAGUUUAUCGAGCUGGGCCGGAUCGAAGAUGAGGAUAUUACGCGGGUUCGGGCUAAGCUGACACCAGAUAUCCUCCUCACCGACAAGGCACACCUCAAACUCGUCGAUUUCGGAGCGGCCAAGAUCAUCGCCAAAGGGAACAAGACGAUGGCACGGACGCGCGCCGCCAAGCAGACGCGUACAAAUGCUGCUGAUCCCCUCGCGGCGGUUAAUUCGCUCGCGGGUACGCCGAUGUACAUGGCGCCAGAGGUUAUCAAGAGCGAAAAGAGGGGCAAUCUGGGGUCGUCGGAUAUUUGGUCUAUGGGUUGCGUGAUUUUGGAGAUUGCCACCGGCCGCAAGCCAUGGAGCAACUUGGACAAUGAAUGGGCGAUCAUGUUCCAUAUCGGUAUCGCCACUCAACAUCCCCCACUGCCCGAACCAGACCAACUCUCAGAGCUCGGUAUCGACUUUAUCGAGCGUUGUCUUACCCUCGAGGCAAACGAGCGGCCGUCAGCUGCCGAGUUGCGUCAACAUCCAUGGAUACAGAUGUUGUCCGAGCACAAUGUGAGUACGAGGGGUCUGGUGCCAGGCUGUCAGGGCUGA
This is a messenger RNA of Dioszegia hungarica, 3624 nucleotides long. RefSeq lists its product as uncharacterized. Gene Ontology annotation, biological process: protein phosphorylation. The transcript has 5 exons. NCBI's taxonomy places the organism in Eukaryota, Fungi, Basidiomycota, Tremellomycetes, Tremellales, Bulleribasidiaceae. The coding region runs from base 1 to 3624 and encodes 1207 amino acids. Gene Ontology annotation, molecular function: protein kinase activity; ATP binding. The record is from RefSeq and is a predicted model, not a curated record.